Molecule: messenger RNA, 2365 nt
Organism: Branchiostoma belcheri (Belcher's lancelet)
Lineage: Eukaryota; Metazoa; Chordata; Leptocardii; Amphioxiformes; Branchiostomatidae
Product: glycosylated lysosomal membrane protein A-like
Exons: 7
Coding region: 250-1569 (439 amino acids)
Cellular component (GO): lysosome
Source: RefSeq, a predicted model, not a curated record
ACUUGCCAGGGGUGUUGGUCCCCCAUUACUAGUAAAGUAUAUGAAAGGAGUACAGUUUGCCUCUUCCAGAGUACAUGAGGCUAAGUUCUGGUGUCAAACGCCAUGGUGCCAAAGACAAUUUCCUGGGCAAAUUUCAUGCAAAAUUCUGUUUUACAUCUGCUUGGAAAUCAAAGAGGGCUGACCUACAGUCUUGCUCCCACCUCCUGGGUCGGUGACCUGUGGUAACCUUGCACGUCACGUGAAAGCAAAAUGGCGGCAUCCAGGCAGGCAAGGAGAGUGUACACCUGUUGGUCAAGGUUUUCCUUCGCCUUCUUCGUCUUGACAUCACUGGUUGUCGGAAACGACUCCUUCAGUAGACAGGUGUCCAUGCACUAUAACCCAGGAUGCAACAUCACAGAGUGCCAGUCCUCGUCGAAUGACAACAACUCCCACAGUAACCUCGUCCACGUUCUGGCCAGGGGCAACAGAGACUCAAUCCACUACGUCUGGAGCACGAUAGGAGCGCCCACUGUACUUAUGGUUCACACCACGUCUAAGGAGUCCAAGCUGACAGUAGACUGGGAAAAACUGUUGAGGACAACAAAAGGUGGCAUCAGUGGAGCGAUAACAGUUGAACCCAGCAACGCAGUGGACUUCUCCAUGGCUGUGAUAUUUAACAAGAUUUGGGAAUAUGAAGACCUCCAUGACAAGUCCGAGCUCCCAGAAGACAACACGGGAAUGUUUGAAGCAUACGACCUGGCCCAGAUGAGGUGGGACGACUUUAACGUCACCAUGAACGCUACAAGCCUCACGGGCAACUUCACAGGAACUACGACACAGUCCGACAUGGAGUCCCUGUUCCAGAAUGGCAGCAUUUCAUUUAAGAUCCAUGCCUUCAGCACAGACGACCGAUCAGCAGACCUUCCCCACCUUCAGUACACGUCAAACCAGACUCAGUUUGACUUCACCAUAGACUCUGUGGAACCCCGUGGCAAUAUGUCCCGUUACGCCAUGGAACUCACGUUCAUUACGGAGGAUAAGAAAGGCAUGCACGUUGACUUGAAAAAACUGCAGUCUAUAGAUGAUGAGUAUACUCCUGGUGUGUUUCAGUUGUUUGAACUGACCACAAUGCACAGUGACCAGACAGAGAGCUAUGUCCAGUGGAAACCUGUCUGCUACACAAAACACACCAGGACAAUGGGAGUUGCCACACCCACAAAAACGUACAAUCUUAAGGACCUCGAUACCAAAGGAAUACCAGCUGACACAAUUGCAAGAGCAUACUUCACUAACAUGGACAGCUUACAGAGAAAAGCAUUGAACAUAUCCUUUGGUCUAACUGGUGAUGGGUCCUAUGUUGCUACCAAUUUUACAAGUUGGACUGCAUCUGUGGGGUAUGGCGCGCCUCCAUCUGAAAAGCUGUCCCUCCUGAUUAUCGUAGUGAUUUCGACAGGACUGGGCAUCCCCGUGGCCAUCAUCAUGUUUGGAGGACUGUUCAUGUGCUGCAGGCGGAAGGAUAGCGAAAAAGGCGAAAAGGAAAAAGACGAGUACACCAGGGUAAACGGCAGUGAAACAGAUGUCAUUAAUUAGGAUCCACCUAAUGCAAAGUAUUGGUGACGUGGACACAAAUUUCCAAUCAUGCCAUUCUCACUGCUAAAACUUUAAAACAAUAGUGUUAGAUAGAUAAUGCCAAAGCAGAGUUGCUCUGAAUGUAACAGGAAUAAAGGCAAUUUGCAAAAGGAUUUGCUGCAAGGUUGGUGUCAAGUCUGCACUUUAUGGGUAGACCUCCUCUGUAUUUGCAAGCCCUGUUAUUUUCUCCAUGCUGCAUCUUUGAGGUCUUGUAUUGCGUAUUUUGUUGCAGAAGAGCUGGUAACUUUUGCAAUAUUUCAUGAGGCUAGGCUUUGUGGUGUCAACGGUCUAGAAGGUAGGCUAGUGGACACGGGAUUGCAAGGUCACAGAAAUUGAUUCCUGGCUAGAUGUUGUGCCCUUGGGAAAGGCACCUUGUACGACUUCCCUUGCUCCGACCAGGUGUAAAUGGGUACUUGUCUUUGGUUGGGGAGAAAAAAAUAAAGACAUGGAGGUGGUGGAAGGAGAGGGAUUGGCUCUGCUCUCCAGUACAGCCUGUACCAGGAUACCAGACUUCAUUUACCUGGCUUGAAAUUGAAUGGCCUGCAUUUGGAAUCUGAUGUGAAAUUGAUUUACAUGUACUAUCAUACCACAUGCCAUGGUAUUGCAUAUAGAAUAUGUACAUUUUCUUGAUCACUGUAGCUUUCAUAUUGCAUUAAGAGUAUUUCUCAAGUUGUAUUAAAGAUAUCUUCAUGUUCUGUCUGUAUAAUUUGGCCUUGUGCACAGUAAUGCCUUUGUUACAGCAAGGAGGUUCUAUUCA